This is a messenger RNA of Protopolystoma xenopodis, 318 nucleotides long. NCBI's taxonomy places the organism in Eukaryota, Metazoa, Platyhelminthes, Monogenea, Polystomatidea, Polystomatidae. The record is from the annotation of a GenBank genome assembly.
AUGGGAGCCGUCAGACUUCUUCUUACAUUGCCCAGUCGAACAUACACCAAUAUCCUCGAAGGUUCCCCCGCCACCCAUACGCUUCCCAUAUCUAUUCCCCCACAGGGCUCCACCUACUUCAUGUCACCUAUGACCCCUUGCCACCAGCUUCACAGCACAAAUGCUCAGCUUCCUCUCACGCCACAGCAACAAUCCUUUUUAUCACCGAAGCCACAACGGAUGCUGCAAACGCCAGUAUCAGCAUCUAGACGCCGUUUCUUUCCUAGCCUUCGUGUGCACCGUGAAGUGAACACAGAAUCCGAAGCGUCUGUGAACUGA